Messenger RNA from Saccoglossus kowalevskii, 2694 nucleotides. RefSeq names its product glycine receptor subunit alpha-4. Gene Ontology annotation, biological process: monoatomic ion transmembrane transport. The record is from RefSeq and is a predicted model, not a curated record. Gene Ontology annotation, cellular component: membrane. NCBI's taxonomy places the organism in Eukaryota, Metazoa, Hemichordata, Enteropneusta, Harrimaniidae. Gene Ontology annotation, molecular function: transmembrane signaling receptor activity; extracellular ligand-gated monoatomic ion channel activity.
AUGGAUGGUUCUGCUGAUGUAAUGUUGGAAGAAGAUGUGAUGCCAUGUGAAACGGCAACUGAGGUGCCGACAGACGAUAUCUACUUGCAUUGGAUAGUAAUUCAGCAGUAUCUGAUUGGGGAGGAGAACUAUUAUCGACGGCAACAUCGCAGACAUAAUAGGAAUGACAAUCUUGUCAGUCCUACAGAAAAUGGGCAACAUACAAUGACUGAUUACUUGUCUUUGUUUCAAUCAGACGGGUCGAGUGGAGAAUAUUUUAGAGAAGAUCUCAAAUUACUAAGUCAAAUUGGAGACACCCAGAUGAGUAAGCUGAGGCCAACAGUCAGGGGUGAGCCGACUGUCGUUUCCUGCAACAUUAACAUCAAUAGUUUUGACUCCGUGUCGGAGAGCAGUAUGGAUUAUGAACUUACAAUAUUUCUCAGACAAGCGUGGCACGAUCCUCGAUUGCGACACAACUCAACGAGUACAAUAGUCAUCAAUGGUGGUGAUGUAAUGGACAUGUUCUGGGUACCGGAUCUGUUUUUCACUAACGCAAAGUCGGUCACAAUUCACAGCACUCCAAAAGAGAACCUUCUACUAAGGAUAGAUCCAAGUGGUAACGUUUUGUACAGUUUAAGGCUAAGUUUGGUGUUAUCUUGUUAUAUGUUUCUUGGUAAAUUCCCUAUGGACACGCAGGAAUGUCAUAUGCAACUAGAGUCAUGUAAGUUUAAAUUAAAGCGGUGGCUGACCAAUACCACUGCUGUUGAGAUUCACGAUGAAGUUGAAUUGCCGCAGUAUUACUUGGAAGGCAUUAAAGAGUUCGCCAAUGUCACGCAUUACAUGACGGGUGAUUUCACGCAUUUGGGUGUAAGCUUUUCUCUAGUUCGAAGUCUUGGAUUCUACGUGUUACAAGCGUAUGUGCCGAGUUCACUCUUGGUGGCGCUGUCGUGGCUCUCAGUAUGGGUGGAGAUAUCUGCUGCGCCUGCUCGCGUGGCUUUAGGAGUUACUACUGUUUUAGCGUUGGUCACACAGGCAACGUGGUUACGCAGCCAGUUACCUAAGAUAGCUUAUGCCACGGCUAUUGACGUAUGGAUGGUUACUUGCCAAGUAUUAGUAUUCCUAGCCUUGUUAGAAUAUUCAGUGGUGUAUUAUUUAUAUUCAUUUGAAAAAGGACAGUACGCAGAGAGAAGAAAAAAACGAGAGUACAGAAGAACAAUACGAAUGAGAGAAAAUUCAAUGAAAGACGCACACAAGGUUUAUGUUGAUACUAUUAUGGAUGUUACUACAUUAUUUCACUUCGUUUCAAAUGGAGAAAAUCAGAUGACGUCACCCAAAGUGUCUGCAAGGACUGUAAGUUAUGAAGACGACGGAGACUCUAAUAACGUCGUCGUAACCGAAACGCCAGUUAAUUCAACAGCAGGGAGAGUACGGCCACGACUGAAAGAGCGCCCGCCAUAUUUUCCCAAGAACAACUCCAACUGUUGCAAUGGAUUAAUGGAUUUCUAUGAAACUUUCAGUAGAGCGAGUACACGUGUCAAAUAUUUCGAAGAAGAUCUAAAACUGCUGAGUCAAAUGGGGGAUUCUAAGAUCAGUAAACUAAGGCCCACAGUAGAAGGUGAACCAACCAUUGUUUCCUGCAAUAUUAAUAUAAAUAGUUUUGACUCCGUGUCAGAGAGCAGCAUGGAUUACGAACUUACAAUUUUUCUCAGACAAUCGUGGUACGAUCCUCGAUUACGUCACAACUCAACAGGUACAAUCGUCAUCAACGGCGGUGAUGUAAUGGACAUGGUCUGGGUACCGGAUCUGUUUUUCACUAACGCAAAGUCGGUCACAAUUCACAGCACUCCAAAAGAAAAUCUGCUAGUAAGAAUAGAACCAAAUGGUGAUGUUUUGUACAGUUUAAGGCUUAGUUUGGUGUUAUCGUGUUAUAUGUUUCUUGGUAAAUUUCCUAUGGACACGCAGGAAUGUCAUUUGCAACUGGAGUCAUUUUCCUAUAAUGCGAAGGAAUUAGUAUUGACGUGGCUGCAAAAUACCACUGCUGUCGAGAUUCAUGGCGGAGUUGAACUGCCACAGUAUUACUUAGAACGGAUUGAGGAUUACGCCAAUGUGACACACUAUAUGACAGGCGAUUUCACGCAUCUGGGAGUUAGAUUCAUUCUGGUUCGGAGUCUUGGAUUCUACGUGCUACAAGCAUAUGUGCCUAGUUCACUCUUGGUGGCACUGUCGUGGCUUUCGGUAUGGGUGGAGAUAUCAGCAGCGCCAGCUCGUGUCGCUUUAGGAGUUACUACUGUUUUAGCACUUGUUACACAGGCAACGUGGUUACGCAGUCAGUUACCGAAGAUUGCAUAUGCUACGGCUAUUGACGUAUGGAUGGUUACUUGUCAAGUAUUCGUAUUCCUAGCCUUAUUAGAAUAUUCAGUGGUGUAUUAUUUAUAUUCAUUUGAAAAAGGACAGUACGCAGAGAGAAGAAAAAAACGAGAGUACAGAAGAACAAUACGAAUGAGACAAAAUUCAUCAAAAGACGAACAAGAGGAAGAAACUCAGAAGGCGCCCUCUAGAAGUGUGAGUUGCGAAGAUGGACAGUCGAAUAACGUCGAUAUCGAGACGUCAGUUUUUCCUAAAAAGGGCAGAGUGAGAUCAAGACUGAAAGGACGCCCGCCAUUGAUGUUUCGAGAUCAAACACAUACCAGUGAACCAGUGUCACAGAUUAUCUAA